Phoenix dactylifera (date palm) is the source of this 2266-nucleotide messenger RNA. The record is from RefSeq and is a predicted model, not a curated record. Lineage: Eukaryota; Viridiplantae; Streptophyta; Magnoliopsida; Arecales; Arecaceae.
CUUUGUACCUAAGCAAAUACAUAAAUUCUAAUUCUACACAAACAACCAAAUUUCUCGUUAAAAACGAAAGAAACUAUGAAAUAAUGACCACUAAGGAAUGAAAAAGCAAGUCUACCGCCUCAUCGCGCCCCCCAAUCGGUUUUCUCCUGCCGAAACCGUACAGAUCCCAAAGGCGUAAUAUAAAGGGAACUUCCGGUUCUCCAGUCUUUUCCAUUCCAUCAGAAGCCGAAACCCCAAGGAACCAUAACCCAGCCAACAGAAGAGGACAGGAGAAUAGAAGAACAGCCGGGAAGAGAGAGAUCACCAUGGCAGAUGACUUCCAGUCUGGAAUAUGCAGUGGUGGGGGCUGGUGGAACCUUGCAAGAAGUGCCGGCUCCGAUGUCCUGGCCUCGGUCUCAUCUUCAACUACGAUCACCGACAUCGGCGGUGGGGGCUUCAGCUGGGCGACGGCCGAGUUGGCUGAACCCAAGGCCCGAUCCGGGGAAGAGUUGGCAGGCUCAGCCUCCGGCAGCUCUCUCAAUUUUCAAGACACCCACAAGCUCCCACCGCCCGAUGCCGGUCUCCCCUUGAUCGAUUCUUCCUUUCAAACGCCCGGUUUUGGCCUCUCAACGGAUUGGACGCAAACCCUGCUUAGGAGUGGUGGAAGAGCUGAGACCAGUUUCCAUGUCAUGCUCCAAGAGGAUCCAAGAUCAAGGGCUUAUUUCCGGGAAGAACCAUCAGUAGAAUCCAAUCAAGUCCAUGCGGUCACCGGAGAUUCAACAACAAACUUAUUUAAGGACAUGAAUCAAUCUUUCUUAUCAGAGCAACAACAUCUUAGCGCUGGCAACGAGUCUCGUGAUGCUGGUGUUAGUAGCUACCCCCUUGUUCCGGCCUCCUAUGGAUGUUCUUCUGUGAUGCUACAAGGCCUGCUCGAACCUGAUGACAAACCGCAACAGUCCGUUUAUGACAAUCGUUUGGUAAAUUACCAGUCUCCCAUGAUGGCAUAUCGUGGGAGCUCCAGUGAGCUGUUGCAACGCUCUUCGGCUAAUUUCCCUCAGUUCCUAAAGUCUUCUCCUCCAAAGCAGCAACCUGGCAAUCAGUUGCAGUUCUCCAACAACACUCCCUUUUGGAACGCUUCCGCUGCCUCCAUGAGCGAAGUGGGAACGGGGCUUUACCCUCCCACGCCUUCCCAAUUUGUCUCGCAGGCUUUUCAGCAGAAGCCCAGCUGCAGCAACCUUGCCCCAAAGCUGAAUUCCGAAGGAGUUCGAGAUUCGUGUUCCUCUCCAUCAAAGAAAAGUGGCAGCAGCGAGCCCACAUCCAAAAAGCCUCGAAUCGAGUCACCGUUGCCAUUACCGACCUUCAAGGUCAGGAAAGAGAAAUUAGGGGACAGAAUCACCGCACUCCAGCAGCUAGUUUCACCUUUUGGAAAGACCGACACCGCAUCGGUUCUCCACGAGGCCAUCGAGCACAUUAAGUUCCUUCAUGAUCAAGUUGGUGUUUUAAGCACUCCAUAUUUAAAGAAUGGGCAUCCCAUGCAGCACCAGCAGGGCUCGGACAAGUCAAAGAAUGGUGACGGACCGAAGCAAGACCUUAGAAGCCGAGGGCUGUGCCUUGUUCCAAUCUCGAUCACUUACCCCAUGGCCAGUGAGACCACAGCUGACUUCUGGCAUCCGACUUUUGGAGGAACCUUCAGGUAGGGAGGAGUUAGGGUUUUGAGGGAGGAGGAAAACCACUCAUGUGCAGAAUGUUGUCAAGCCAAAGCAAGGGAGGGAAUGAUAGAUUACAGAAAAGGGGAACAAAAAAAAAAAAGGAAAAACACAUAUGGCAUUUUGUCGUCUGGGGAGAAAGAACAAAAACCCAGUAAAGGAAAGAUAAAGAGAAGCGAAGGGAAAGGAGGGGACCCUUCAAAGACAGGCUAAGUUGGGACAGCUACAAGGAGAAUGAUAUGAGGCUGGCCAUGGAGUAGAGAACUUUGGAGGGAAUAAUCAAAAGAGCGUUGUAUUAAGAGGUGGCCAGGAUUACCGAAUCGGAACAGGUGCUAAAUUUGGCAGGUUUUUGUGAAAAGGUUUUGGAGGUGGGGACCUUAUGUUCGUCGCUGAAUUCAGCAUAAGGGUAUUGGAGGUGGAAGGUGAAGAAGGGGAACGAAGCUCGGGUUUUGCUCCUGUUCGAUGCGACGGUAAAGGCUGGCACCACUUUUUUUUUUUUUUUCCCCUCAGAAGAAAUUCAAUGUAUAGUUUUGGGGAUCUUACUUUUAAAUUUAUUUAUAUGGUUCUGAAAGCGGUAGUGG